AUGAACGGGAUGGGCCAACAUCUUCUUCCAACUUAUUUGAUUGAACGGUUCAACCUAGUUUCCAUCAUUUUAACAAUUUCCGCCAUUUUAUUGUUUUCGUGUUGUUGCAACUAUACGGGAAAUUUGAUAAUGUUACUACAGUAUAUAAAACAUCCUCAUUUUCGUCUCAUAUUCCUUUAUUUUUCUCAUAAUCCCCCAAAGUUUCAUUCCAAUGUCCGUUUAGCGCCUGUUAAUCACAUUGGAAAUGGAAAACCUUAUCGAGCUUCCAGACCAAUAGAAGCUGGAAUUGCUCAAAACCUUCAUGAGCGAUUCAAAAAUGGACAAACCUAUACUAAAGCAAGUAAUGUGUUGGUGUUUGUGAACAAUUUUGAAAAAUUAACCCAGCAGACAUCACUGAACACCCAAAAAUGUCAUAUCUCCGGUGUCUCUCAAAAUGCGUUGCAGAGAAUCACCAGAAUGAGCUCAAACUCGGAGUCUAUUGUAUUUGGAGGAGAAUCUGGUUCUGGAAAAUCUACCAACGCAUUCAAGGUGUUCAAUUUUCUAACAUCCCAACCCAACUCCAAAGUCACCACAAAACACUCAAGUGCGAUAGAGUCGGUUUUCAAAAGUUUCGGUUGUGCCAAGACGUUGAAAAACGAUGAAGCAACUAGAUAUGGAUGUUCAAUGGAUCUUCUUUACAAGAGAAAUGUUCUAACUGGUCUGAACCUAAAAUACACUGUACCAUUGGAAGUACCACGUGUAAUUUCUCAAAAACCUGGCGAGCGAAACUUCAAUGUCUUCUAUGAAGUCUACCACGGAUUGAAUGAUGAAAUGAAGGCGAAAUUUGGGAUCAAAGGUCUCCAAAAGUUUUUCUACAUCAACCAAGGAAACUCCACGGAAAACAUUCAGUCCGAUGUGAACCAUUUCAAGCAUUUGGAAGAUGCACUUCACGUCUUGGGAUUUUCUGAUGACCACUGUAUUAGUAUCUACAAAAUUAUUUCAACCAUCCUGCACAUUGGAAAUAUUUACUUCCGGACGAAAAGAAAUCCAAAUGUUGAACAGGAUGUGGUGGAGAUUGGUAACAUGUCAGAAGUGAAAUGGGUGGCUUUUUUGUUGGAAGUGGAUUUCGAGAAACUUCUAGACUUCUUAUUGCCAAAAUCUGAAAACGGAACUACCAUCGACUUGAACUCCGCGCUCGAUAACAGAGACUCCUUUGCUAUGCUGAUCUACGAAGAACUAUUCAAAUGGGUCAUUAAUCGAAUUGGUCUUCACCUCAAGUGUCCUCUCCAUACCGGCGUGAUUUCCAUUUUGGACCAAUACGGUUUCGAAAAAUUUAAUAACAACGGAGUCGAAGAGUUUUUGAUCAACAGUGUGAAUGAGAGACUUGAGAAUCUUUUUGUGAAACAUAGCUUCCAUGAUCAGCUGGUGGAUUACGCCAAGGAUGGGAUUACUGUAGACUAUAAGGUCCCAACCAGUAUCGAGAAUGGAAAAACGGUGGAGCUUCUUUUCAAAAAACCAUAUGGCCUUCUUCCAUUGCUCACUGAUGAAUGCAAAUUCCCGAAAGGCAACCACGAAAGUUAUCUAGAGCAUUGUAAUCUGAACCAUACCGAUCGCAGCUCCUAUGGUAAGGCUAGAAACAGGGAAAGAAUGGAAUUCGGUGUCCGUCACUGCAUCGGAACCACCUGGUACAAUGUGAAUGAUUUCUUCUCUAGAAACAAGAGAAUCAUCUCUUUCUCUGCGGUUCAACUUUUGAGAGGCAGUAAGAAUCCGAUCAUUGGGCUCUUGGUAGAGAACUAUAGUUCCAACACAACUGAUCAGAUUGUGUCCCAAGCGCAAUUUAUCUUGCGUGGUGCACAGGAAAUCGCAGAAAAGAUCAAUGGAUCUCACGCUUAUUUCGUUCGUUGUAUCAAAAGUAACAAUGAGCGACAGACAAAGAAGUUCGACAUUCCACUUGUCAACCGCCAGAUUAAGAACCUCCUUCUGGCGGAACUUCUUAGUUUCCGUAUCAAAGGGUAUCCGGUGAAAAUGUCAAAGACGUCAUUUGCAAGACAAUACCGGUGCCUUCUCCCAGGAGACAUUGCCAUGUGUCAAAACGAAAAAGAGAUUAUCCAAGACAUCUUGCAAGGCCAAGGUGUCAAAUACGAGAACGACUUCAAAAUCGGAACCGAAUACGUUUUCCUACGAGAACGCCUUGCCGAUCGCUACGAGUCCCAACAAAACCGGAUAUGUUCAGAUGCAGCUAUUGUGAUUCAGAAGAAUCUGAAAUCAUUCGUUGCUCAGAGAAUUUACAAGAGGAAGCGAGCAGCGAUAAUCAAGUUGCAGGCAGGGUUGAGAGGAUGGAAGGCCAGAAGAGAUUACAUUUCAAAACGAGAAGAAAUGUUCAAAGCAAUUGGAAGAACCAUGAAACGCAACAAACGACUUGAUGCUUACCAUCAGGCAUUGGGUGGAGAGAAUUCUGGAAAAUUACAACAUACACUUGUGGGAUACAUUGAUAUUAACGAGGAUGCUAAGAAGGCUUUGGAGCGACCAACGUCAGAUUCAGAAGCUACUGAAACCCUAACUCAGUAUCUGACAAUUCCAGUAAAGACUUUCUUGCCAAACAUGAGGAGCAUUUCUUUAGAGCAAUAUGCCGAAGAAAACUUCAAGGGACAUCUUCUGGAAUCUCGCCGUGAACCCAUCAUGACUCCAUUCUUACACAAAGAAAGUGAAUAUGACUUCCGUCUCUCUGUUGAAAUUUUCAAACUGGUUUUGAAGUAUAUGAACGAUAGGAAGUUUUCGAAAAAACAGCAAGAGGAUUUGGGACGAUACAUUGUUCAACAAGGGAUUUCGAAUCCAUGCCAACGGGAUGAGAUCCUAGUUCAGAUUAUUAACCAAAUUCAUGGCAAUCCGGAUAAAACAGCCAUUGAUAAUGGAUGGAAAUUGGUGCACAUGGCAAUUUCAGUUUUUCCACCUACUGAAAAUAUUAUUCCCAUGCUCGUUGGGUUCUUCAAGCAGGAGCCAGCUCCUUUGCGAGAGCAGUUGUUCGGUACCCUUCAAAGGAGAUUGAAAAUCUAUGAUAGUGAGGUAUGUUCACAAAUCAAAUCUACAAUUGCCAGAGAGCACCCACCAUCUAAUCUGGAACUUCAAGCCACUCCAAACAUUCCGAACACAGUAGCUGAAAUCAACUGCUACGAUGGAUUGAGCUAUGAUAUUCACUUAAACCCAUGGAGCACAACUAGUGAACUCGCUGAGCGAAUUUUGAAGCAAAGAGGAGUUGGUUUUGCUUUGGGGUGGACUGUGGAAGUGGAGACACCUAAUCGAGUUUUCGUACCAACUGGAAACCAUUUCAUCCAUGAUGUCUUUUCUCAAAUCGAAGGGGCAAAUAUGGAUUUGGAGAAUCAACAGUACAAACUUCAAUACUUUUCUAAUACGCUUAAAUCCAAUUUCAGAUCCAUAUUCUUCAAUUUCCCGCCUGAAAAACUGGUCAAAAAAGUGGCAGAAGCACAAAAACCAGAACUUGUUGAGCCAGAAGUUACGAUGACUCCAAAACAACCAAGGAAGUACCCAACACCAGAAGAAUGGAUGAAUCAGCCGCCGCAACGCACUGAGAGCAGAAAUACGCCAAUGGACCACCAAAAAAUCGAUGAGGAGUCUGAUGAGUCUCUAGUCAGAGAAUACAACGAGGAAGCUGGCUACGCGUACACGUUGCCAAGAAAAAAUAAUCCGAAGCCACAAGAAAUGGUGGAGAGUGAAACCUCAGAAAGUGAGGAAAGCGUUGAGGACGAUAAUCGUGUUGGAUAUGAGACGGUCCGCCCGAAGGAAAAUAUGAAGAUGCAGGAAACGAUUCAAGACCAUUCGCACAUUUUGAAAUCGCCGAUUCUACCAAGAAAAACUUAUUCAAGGUUGGUUUUGUUUCAUAAAUUUGGUUUCUAUAUUUUAAAACUGAAAAAAGGUGUCUCACAGAAAUCAACCGAACACCACGAGGAAUACACGCCGAUGAACUUUGCGCCACCCCCAACGUUCACCUAUCCGCAACAACAUAUGCCCAUGAUGCAGUACGUGCCUGUCAUGAUGACUUCAUCAAUGAUACCUGGCCAGCAAAUCGCAAUGAUUCCUCAGCAGAUGAUGAUGCAACCACAGUUCUCCUACGUUCCACAGUAUCCGCAGAUCCCCCAAUACCGUCCACCUGAACCUAUUCUAUCUCCUCAAAGUGUGAGAUCGGAUGUUGCACCCAUGAUGGCGGCGCCAGUAAUGUACGAUGGUCAUGAGUCAACUCGAUCUCGUGACAUUAGAAAACUGAAACGAGGAGAAGUGCCAAGCCAGUACUCAACUAUUCGGAACAUGCCGGUUCCAGAGCAUGGAAAAGAUGUUGAUCAAUUUUUAGAUGCAGUUUUUGACCAGUGCUUGUCGAAAGAUGAGCAGCGAGCUGCCGAAUUUUCAGCUCAUCAGUUGGCAGGGACCAUAAAAGGAGGAAAAGUGAGACCCGAUGGAUAUUAUGAGCCACCAUCACCACCACAGCAAACAUACUCUCCGGCUCCUCGAUAUCCAACACUUUGUCUUGUAGACGAUUCACCAGCUAGGAGCCGUGCCAAAAGUCUUCCACGUAUCAUUUCUCCAAGACACCACGAUCAUUAUGUCAGACGUCCACAUUCAAGGAAUUCCUACAGUAAUGAAUCAACAUCAUCGGAUGAUCAAAUCAAUUAUCGAACUAGAAGCCGGGAGCGUUCGCUGCCACGUUUCCACUCGAAUAAUGGAUACAACUACGACCCGUCUCAGCCAGUGUACAUGAUGCCGGUGCAAAUGAAUGGGCAUGGCGAGAUGAUUCUGUUGUCGCCAACAAUGAGAAAUGAGCAGAUAGCUUCCAGCCGUCAUGGUACUCACGAUAGAUCCCGCCGACAUGUAUCCAGUGGAGUCGAACGUUACAUGGCAAAACGAUCACCGUCUGUUGACAUACUGAAACCCCAUCUCUCCAGAAGAACACCCGACAUGCUGGAACAAACACACGUCAGACCAGCAACUCAUUUGGUACAAUCGCCGGCCGGUCGCCGCUUUGAAGAAUUUUCAGCGCUGCCGAGGGCUGACUCGCGUGCACGUGAAAGAAUGGAAAACCCUCUGUUGGCCCGCCAGUACCAGAGAACAUUCCCGUACCAGAAUGGAACUGUUGUCCCACCACCACCUUCCAGCUAUCGUUCUCCAUCACCAGCUCCAACUUCUGGAGAUCGAAGAGGUCUCAGCCGUCUUCCACAAGAAGCUUACGUUGAGCAAGCUGUGAAAAACACCAAGAACAACUCUGAGUACUUGAGCCCACAUAGAUUCAACUUGGAUGAGCAAAAGGCUGUAAUUCGUCAUGAAAAAGAAACUGCCAAAAACGCAUUGAACAUGCUUAGCGAUCGCUUAAAAAAACUACCACCACCCGUGGACAAUGUGCGUUUGAUUCGUCCGGUAACCCCACAACGACCAGUAACACCAGCACCACCUUCACCGGAGCAACUCGUUUAUGUUCGCCCACCUAGCCCAAUCCCUCAACCAACUCCCCCACCACCGCCACCACCACAAAUCCAACAGCCAAUCCGUCACGAAUGGGUUGUCAAAGAUGCAGUGGAAAGAGAUCCUGAGACUCAGGGAAGAAUUCGCGGUUCAUUUAUUAAAGAACCAUUGGUUCCACAGCCACCAAAAGCUCCGGUGGCCACUGAGAAGUCUGCUGUUAAAUUUGUAAAAGCCCCAUGGAAAUUGACCAUUCGGAAAGAGAUGUUCUAUCCCGGAGAAGUGCUAAACGACAUUCAAAUCAUUGAUCAAGUGUUCGCACAGAUUGUUGAGGACUGCAAAAAGUCGUACCCAUACAGAAUUAGGCUAGAGGAUCGGAAGCAAGUGGAGGAUGUUUUGAGAGCUCAUGAAAUCCCACCAUCUGACCUGAACAACCAAUCAAACAUUCAUCCAGACGUUAAGGUUGCCAUCAUUGAAAGAGCCAGAUUAUGGCCCUUAUAUUUCAAUCAAGUCUAUGAGGUCACCGAGAAACGCCCUGAUGAAUCAGUCAGCACGAUUUUUGCCAUCUCGGAACACGGAAUCCGUUUGAUUAUUCAUACACCACAUGACUUGGAACAUCCGUUGAAGAUUCAAGAUUUCUUCCCAUUCGAAACGAUUGCCGACGUUUCUCUCGAAGCGAAUGAUAUCCUCUCGGUUCAUGUGCGUCAUGAGAACGAGGAGAAUGCGUAUACAGCGGUCCGCAUCAAGACCAAUCAGGCUCCCCAAAUCAAGAAGACGUUGGAGAAGUGUCUCUCGGGUGGGGUCGUUCCAAAACGGAAAUUUGUCCGUGCGCUCGAAGACUAUGUGACCAGCGAGGUCAACCACUUGUCGUUCAAACAGGGCGAUGUGAUUGAACUGUUGCCAUCACCCGAAUCAGAAACGCCUCCCGUCGGAAAUUGGAUGUAUGGUAGAAUUGAGAAUCGGUUCGGAUAUUUGCUUGCGCAAUAUGUGGAUUCCGCCGCCGCUGGAGAUAACAUUCCACCAAUUAGAUCCGAAAAUAGCGCGGAGAGGGAUGAGAGAGUGAAAUUCUUCGAUGAUGAGGUUCCAUUCUCCAGUGAGCGAUACACGAUGCUCGAUUUUGCGACCAAGUAUUUCCGUAAACCUAAAGAUAAGAAGAAACAAGAAGAAUGGGCUUGGGAAGACAUAUCACAAGCUGUUCGAUACAGUGAAAGACCGAUUUCUCACAGUCUCUUGGCAGAUUUGGGAUCCGACGAAUCGAAAUACGCAGUGGAGACAUUCCAUGCCAUCAUGAAAUUUAUGGGAGAUGAGCCUUUGAAGAAAUCUGAAUCGAUGACUGAUGUGGUCUUCAAGGUUUUGAUCAUCUGCCACAGACAGCCAACACUGAGAGAUGAAGUCUAUUGUCAGCUUAUCAAGCAAACUACCUCAAACACAUCUAACAAACCGAACAGCUCUCUCCGUGCUUGGAGACUUCUCACCAUUAUCACUGCUUACUUCCCAUCCAGCCUAACUUUGAAACCCUACAUUCUUCAAUAUCUCGGAGACAAUGCCGACGAUUGGCAGAGACCGUACCAUGGUACCGCACGAAUUUGCCAAACAAACAUGAUUCAAACGUUCAAGUACGGUGGGCGUAAAGUUCUACUGAAUGCUCUAGAAGUUCAACAGAUUACGGACGGAAGUCAACUGAGACGUCAAGCAUUCUUCAUCUCACGAGAACAUAGUGUCAACCAGACACUUCGUCCAAUUGCAGUAGUCGAGGAGAUGAUUCAGGAACUUUGUAGUCUGUUGAAUGUGAGAUCACUUCAUGAGCAACAAGAAUUCUCGUUGUGCUACACUGUUGGAAAAGGUGGCUCCUUUGAAACUUGCAUUUUUGAAUGGUCCCUAAUUUUAGAAAAACGCCUCAACUACUGCAAGAACGAUAGCUACUUGAUGGACAUCAUCACCGAAUGUGAACACAAGAAACUUCCGUUCCAAUUCCAUCUUAAGCGAACUGUUUGGGUUCACCCGUUACGAUAUGAUAACGCCGCGUACAUUGACUCGAUGUUUGACCAAUUGAUCGACGAUUAUCUGCGCGGAUCACUCAUUUCGACCAACUCGCUGGGUCAAUUGACUGCUGCCACAACAGAGGAGAUUAUCAAAUUAGCUGCCUACUUGUUCCUCCUACUUCCAAAUGAUAAUGCAAAGAGACUUACUGCCCGAAAGAUCAGAGUUUAUGGAGUUACGCAAGACACUUCCUCAAAUUGUACCCAAAAGUGUCAUCGAACCCAAGCAUCGACACCAGGAAGAGAUGGUGACGCGUAUCAAUCGACAACUGAAAAUGUUCGGUGGUCGAAUGUAUUCCCCAAACUACGGGAACUUUUGUCAACAUGGCCUUUGUUUGGUGUCCUGCACUACCGGUUAAAAUCCGUCGUUGAGAAUGGCAACCAAUUGCCAGAGGUGAUUCUGACGAUAAACAAGUCUGGAAUUCAGUUACUGCAACCAAAAUCAAGAGAGGUUUUUAAACAGAGAAAUUAUGAUCAGGUACUAAUGACCAUUGAAUCGGUCGAAAGUAUUCGGAAGACUGCGUACAGAAUUGUCCGAUUGGUGAUAAACACCCCGGAGGGUGAGGAAGCAUUGGACAUCAAAACGGACGAGGCCGACGAAAUUUCUCACUUGAUUGGUCAAUACAUGUUUGUGACUGGCGGCGUCGAAGAUCGGGACCGAGGGUCGUCAACGGAGCUGUGA
Molecule: messenger RNA, 8163 nt
Organism: Caenorhabditis briggsae
Lineage: Eukaryota; Metazoa; Nematoda; Chromadorea; Rhabditida; Rhabditidae
Gene: Cbr-hum-4
Product: Protein CBR-HUM-4
Exons: 44
Coding region: 1-8163 (2720 amino acids)
Cellular component (GO): cytoskeleton; myosin complex
Molecular function (GO): ATP binding; protein binding; cytoskeletal motor activity
Source: RefSeq, a predicted model, not a curated record